CAGUUCCUUAUUCUGUAAGUGGUGCCAAGGGCUGGCGGUGCCACAGAAGCGGAGACUGGAGAGCAAAGGAUGGGUCCGCACUGCGCAGCUAGCCUGCAGCGAGGCCCCAGCCCCUGGAGGUUGCUUCUCCCCGCCAUCCUGCCGCUACUGGUGCUGCUCCUGCUGCUGCUGCCGACGCCGUCAUGCUCGGGUGCAGAGGACGGCCGGCCGCCUCAUCUCGUCUUCUUGCUGGCUGACGACCUGGGCUGGAACGACGUGGGCUUCCACGGCUCGAGCAUCCGCACGCCGCACCUGGAUGCCCUGGCAGCCGGCGGGGUGCGGCUGGACAACUACUACAUCCAGCCGUUGUGUACGCCAUCGCGAAGCCAGCUGCUCACAGGCCGCUAUCAGAUCCACACAGGUUUACAGCACCAAAUAAUCUGGCCCUGUCAGCCCAACUGUGUUCCUCUGGAUGAAAAACUCCUGCCCCAGUUUCUAAAAGAAGCAGGCUAUACUACCCACAUGGUUGGAAAAUGGCACCUGGGAAUGUACCGGAAAGAAUGCCUUCCAACCCGCCGAGGAUUUGAUACCUACUUUGGAUAUCUCCUAGGUAGUGAAGAUUACUAUUCCCAUGAGCGUUGUACAUUAAUUGAUGCUCUGAAUGUCACACGUUGUGCUCUUGAUUUUCGAGAUGGUGAAGAAGUUGCAGCUGGAUAUAAAAAUAUAUAUUCAACAAACAUAUUUACGGAAAGGGCUACAGCCCUCAUAGCUAACCAUCCUCCAGAGAAGCCUCUAUUUCUCUACCUUGCUCUCCAGUCGGUACAUGAGCCCCUUCAGGUUCCUGAGGAAUACUUAAAGCCAUACGACUUUAUCCAAGAUAAGAACAGGCGUCACUAUGCAGGAAUGGUAUCUCUUAUGGAUGAAGCAGUUGGAAAUGUCACAGCAGCCUUAAAAAAUCAUGGGCUCUGGGACAACACGGUGUUCAUCUUCUCCACAGAUAAUGGAGGGCAGACUUUGGCUGGAGGCAAUAAUUGGCCCCUUAGAGGAAGAAAAUGGACCCUGUGGGAAGGCGGUAUUCGAGGUGUGGGCUUUGUGGCAAGCCCCUUGCUGAAACAGAAAGGUGUGAAGAACCGGGAGCUCAUCCACAUUUCUGAUUGGCUGCCUACCCUGGUGAGGCUGGCAGGAGGACACACAAAUGGCACCAAGCCCCUGGAUGGCUUCGAUGUGUGGAAAACUAUCAGUGAAGGAAGCCCAUCCCCCAGAGUGGAGCUGCUGCAUAACAUUGACCCGGACUUUGUAGAUGUAUCACCAUGUCCUGGGCACAGCAUGGUUCCAGCAAAGGAUGAUUCUUCUUUUCCAGAGUACUCAGGCUUCAACACAUCUUUCCAUGCCGCAAUUAGACACAGAAACUGGAAACUCCUGACGGGCUACCCAGGCUGUGGUUACUGGUUCCCACCACCAUCUCGAUCCAAUGUUUCUGAGAUACCAUCAUUGGACCCACCGACCAAAACACUCUGGCUCUUUGAUAUUGAUCAGGACCCUGAAGAAAGACAUGACUUGUCAAGAGAACAUCCCCAUGUCAUCAAGCAGCUCCUUUCUCGACUGCAGUUCUACCACAAGCACUCAGUGCCUGUGCACUACCCCGCACAGGACCCCCGCUGUGACCCAGUGGGCACUGGGGUGUGGGGCCCAUGGAUGUAGGGUUUCCAGCAUUUGGGGAAGGGUAGAAAGCCUUUCUAUUGCAAGUUGGACCUCAAGCCUUUACUCAUGUGACCCUCAUCUCAUUUAUUCUCCCAACCUGGGUUCACCUAGCCCUUCUUUACUCCUAAGGCACAUUGGCGUAUCUAGUUUCAAC
This is a messenger RNA of Orycteropus afer afer, 1834 nucleotides long. It is a transcript of the gene ARSB, whose product is annotated as arylsulfatase B. The record is from RefSeq and is a predicted model, not a curated record. NCBI's taxonomy places the organism in Eukaryota, Metazoa, Chordata, Mammalia, Tubulidentata, Orycteropodidae.